AUGUGGAACGCCAUUAAUCUCAAGAAAAAUGGUGAGCUUAUCAGUAUGGAUAUGAUAUUUAUCGAUGAAAAGGGUAAUUUGAUGCAUGGUAUAAUUAGGAAAAAUCAGGUUAACAGGCUCAAAGACAAGUUGAAUGAAGGUUCUGUAUUUAUCAUCAAGAACUUCAUAGUUGUUGAAAGCAUCGGGGGAUAUAGACCUGUUCAAAACUCAUUGAAAAUCAUUUUCUUUGCCUCAACUGCAAUCAAGAAUUUGUCUGAAGAUAUUGUUGAAAUUCCAAUAAAUGGUUUUGAAUUUAUUAAUCCAGAUGUGAUUGACUCAAGGGUGAACAAAAACAUUGUCCUAUCAGGUGAGGUUAGCUUCUCCACCACCUAUGCAAGCAAAAUAUAUGUGAAUCUUGAUAUAGAUUACAUAAGAUCUUUGGCUCCAAAAUUUUCCACCAUGUCCACAGAAGCUCAAAUUAUAAAAAGCUCUAAUGUUAACAGUCUUCCUCGUGAGGAAGAGAUGUUUUUGAACCGUAUGGACAUUAAGGAGUUGUUGGAGGCUGAGUGGAGCUCUGAACUACAGGAAUACAUUGUUACAGUGAAGAACAAGGUAAUAGAAAUAUAUAACUAUUUUGGUUGGUACUACAUUUCAUGCAAUGUGUGCUCGAAGAAGAUUGAACCAACAAAUAGUAUUUAUCGAUGCCACAAUUGCAAUAAAGAUUGCAAAUUUCCUUUGGUCAGGUACAAGAUGCACCUAAAAGUGACAGAUAGGACCGCAGACACUACUUUUAUCUUAUUUAAUGCGGUGGCUGAGAAACUCCUUGAUACAUCAGCUCACAUCAACAAGCUUACUACAACUAACAAUGAUGUGCCUGUCCAAGUCCAAAGCCUUUGCGGGAAAGAAUUUGUUUUUAAACUGAGAUUAAAUCACUAUAAUUUGAAAGAAGGUCUUGAGAAUUUUACAAUAUCAAAGCUUUGGAUUUCAGAUGAUAAUUUGGAAGUACAAUACAAACUAAGGAAAGAAGAAAAGGGAAGAACUUAUCCAAAAAUGAAACCGACCCAAAGAUCAGGGAACCAACGGAUGGACCAAACAUAUGGCUCGAUUGACGGAGUUCGAUCGACGUUAUCUAUGUACAACCUUCGGUUGGCAAAGUUUGACGAUGUUUGCUGUGUACAGACUCCAAUCGAUGGAGUUCGGUCAAUGUUUUAUAUGUACAGCCUUCAGUUGGCAAAGUUUGACGAUAUCUGUUGUGUACAGCCUCCGAUUGGUGGAGUUCGAUCGACUUUUGCUAUGUACAACCUUUGGUUGGCGGAGUUUGACGAUAUCAAGUAUGUAUAG
Molecule: messenger RNA, 1320 nt
Organism: Solanum pennellii
Lineage: Eukaryota; Viridiplantae; Streptophyta; Magnoliopsida; Solanales; Solanaceae
Exons: 7
Coding region: 1-1320 (439 amino acids)
Biological process (GO): DNA repair; DNA recombination; DNA replication
Cellular component (GO): nucleus
Molecular function (GO): DNA binding
Source: RefSeq, a predicted model, not a curated record